Opisthorchis viverrini is the source of this 504-nucleotide messenger RNA. RefSeq lists its product as hypothetical. The coding region runs from base 1 to 504 and encodes 167 amino acids. The transcript has 3 exons. The record is from RefSeq and is a predicted model, not a curated record. NCBI's taxonomy places the organism in Eukaryota, Metazoa, Platyhelminthes, Trematoda, Opisthorchiida, Opisthorchiidae.
AUGCCAGUGGUCGAUCUUUUGGUUCACGCUGGUCUCUUUGAAUCUGGUUUCCUGAGAAACACAAUAAAAGAAGACUUGCAAGAAUCUACAUAUGAAACAAAACAGACUCUGGAUUCUCAGAUAACUCGAUCGAAAAAUACUCCUAGCUCUCAUGUUGUCAAAGGCAUUAAACCGCCAGAUUCUGCUAUUUUAGUGGUUGGUCCACCUGCAUCAGAUGGAAGAAUCACGUCACGUUUUGCCAGUACUGUCAUUUUUACGACCGAGUAUGAGAUUAUAAGGGAACGCUGGCCCAAACAGUUUUGGGUAGCACCAGCCCAGAGGCAACAUUCCGAUGAGACCGCUGCGGUUAUGCUUUUGAGCAAGUACUGUGAUUUAAAUGACUGCCCCUCACUCUCUUCCAAGUUCCGGCUGUGCACCUCUGGUGAUGAAGAGGCCACUGCAGCUGGAUAUGCUAAGGUGGGCAUUGUAUUGAGCGAACGAGCGGAAGCGUCUCUGCUUGAUUGA